This is a messenger RNA of Amborella trichopoda, 3367 nucleotides long. Its product is annotated as LOW protein: zinc finger CCCH domain protein. Lineage: Eukaryota; Viridiplantae; Streptophyta; Magnoliopsida; Amborellales; Amborellaceae. The record is from RefSeq and is a predicted model, not a curated record.
AUCUUACGAGUACCCCAUUUCUUAAUCCCCUCUUUCUCCCCCCAUUUCCUCUCCACCAGAUCUCCGGGGGCACCUGCGCCAUUUUCCGGCGAAUUUUUGCCCUAUUGCUCUUUCUCUGACAUACUCCGGAAAACAGGGCAAAAUUCUCCCCAUUCCUCGAUUUCUCUGUAACCCUAGGCAUUUUGACCCCCAAUGGAACCCUAAUUUGUUUAUUUAUUUGAGUUCUCUCUUUCUUCUGAUCAGGCUUCGUAGUUGCAGGCCUAGGGUUAAGGUGUUUUUGGUGUUUUAGGCAUGCCUCGAGGGUCUCGACACAAGUCUCAUAAGGAGAAUAAGCACAGUGAAAGGGAGAGAGUGGACUCUGAGGAAGAGGGAAACUCCAAGCACGGCCCUGCAGAGGAAGACGAAUCCAGGGUUAGGGUUCUUGAACUAGUCGAUGUCGAGGAUUCAAAGAAGGAGACGUCCAAGGUGGAGUUGAAGCGGAAAUCAGAGAAGAGGGACGGGCAUCAUUGUGUGAGUGAUAUGGCAAGAAAGGGUGGGAGUCAAAGUGGAAAACGCAGAGAAAUGGAGAGAGAAAUGGAGAGUAAUGAGUGGCAAUUGCAUGAUGAGUUACGAAAUCCUGAAUUGGAAAAAGAGCUUGACAAGCGGAUUUCUCGGAGACGAGAUGGAUCUGGUGAUAAGGACAAAUGGAAGGAUGAUGUUAGAGAUGGUGAUGAUAGGCAUCAUGCUGAUCGUGUGAAGAAUGGACGAUAUGAGGAUGAACGGCCCAAAGAGGAGAGACAUAAGGAGAAGUAUCGUGAAGAUAUAGAUAGAGACCACAGACACCGUGAUGAAAAGUACAGAGAGGAUCGAUCCUCUAGAGAUCGCAUUGUUGAUAGGUCUGAUUAUAAAUAUUCCAGAGAAGAAACUAGGUCUUCGGAAAGUCGCCAAAAGAAAAACAAGCCUUACGAUAGUGAUCAAGAUGGUAGUCCUUAUGUUGAUGAAAGGAGCAACAGAUCAAGAGAAACCCAUUCAAGGAAAAGGUUGCCUGAUGAUAAUGAGGAUCAUAGCAACAUCAAAUACCGAGGCGGCAAGGACCCCCGUGUUGAUGAGGACAUGAAGGCACUGAGCAACAGUAAACUGGAUAAUCUUUCUGACAAGGAAAGGUCUGGAUCACGUUAUCGCAUUUCAGAUGCUGUUGAUGUGAUGGCAUCCAACAGCCGACGGGGGACUUCCCCCACCAUAAGUUCUGAUGCAACAAGACCCCAGCUCAGGCAUAGUUCAAAGCAAUCAGAACCAGUGCGCAAAGACUCAACACCUGAUGAAAAAUUUAGGCAAACCAUCAAGGAGUCUCCUGGUCCGAAUCAAAACCUAAGGCCAGUUCCUUCUCCAGCAUCUGAGGGAACCUCCAGGUCCCAAUCAAAAGACAAGGUCAAACAGAAGCAAGAUGAUUAUUUGGGUGAAUCACCAAACACUAAAAAUGCCGCCACUUCUUCUUACAAACCCAUAGAAACCUCAGUCCGAAGCCCAAAGAGGUCCCCAAAAACACAUGGUCGAGACGCCUCUGAUCAACUAAUAGACAAAAGCCCUUCACCAGCCACUCAUGAUCGGCACUUUCCAAGCAAAACCAGGGGCAGGAGAAGCCUCGAAUUAGAAGAAACUGAGUCUAAGCAAAUGGGCUCAAGAGAUACUGCUCAUUCUGGAGAUUACCUCACUAAUGAAGAUAGGAUUCAAGAGUCGCCCAUGCAUAAAUCAGGUCUCAAUGAUGGUUUCAAAGAUGGAUCACUUAAUGGAGAAUCAAGGCCAGGUUCUUCAGUAGGUCACUUUUCGGGGAGCUCUUCCAGUCUUCUACCCCCUCCCCCACCCUUUAGGCAAGGCAUCGAUUCCCCUUCUCUGUUGGGUCCCCCAGAUGAUGAACCUAGGGCAAAGCCUGUUGGUCGUUACAAGAGGGGGGUUGAUCCAGGGGUCAUGAGAGGGCAAGGGAACAACCCAUACAGGGGUGUUCAACCAAACUGGAACCCACCGUUGUCGAACGCUUUCAUUUCAUUUCCGCACCACGUGGGAGGCCCUGGUACUUUCCAUCCAAUGAUGCAGCAAUUCGCAAGCCCUCCUUUGUUCGGGAUCAGGCCCCCCAUGGAACUUAGCCAUGGUGCCAUGCCAUACACUAUGCAUGAUGGUGAUAGGUUCUCGAUCCAUAGCCGGCCAUUCGGGUGGCGGGGCCCAUCUGAUGACUCAUGCUCUCCUCUCCCUCAGAACCACAUGCAUGGAUGGGAUUGUGCUGGAGCCUUUGGGGAUGAUGCACAUAUGUAUAUGAGGCCUGAAUGGGAUAAUCGAGCAUGGGAAACGGGGGUUGAUAUGUGGAAGGGGCAAAGUGGGAAUGUGAAUUUGGAGGUCCCUCCAGUUCAGAAGGAAUCGGAACAUCAGGGACGUGGACGAAAUGAGAGGACUUGGUCUGAAUGUUUACCUGCUGAAAGCAUCGAGAUAAAGCGAUCAAAGGAGAGCCCCAAUGUGAAGGCCGUGGUCGAGAGUCCAUCAAAAACUGUUACUCAAAAAUCUUUGGAGCCAAGGAAACCACCAGGAACUAAAAUUAGUUAUUACCUCUCAAAGUUGGAUAUCUCUGUGGAUCUUGCAGGGGCAGAUACGUACAAAGAGUGUGCUAGUUUAUUGAGCGCAGAAAAGGAUGUACCUGCUGGGAGCCCUAAGAAGUUGGAAAAUUCACCAUCCUCUGACUCUCUCAAGGAAAACAUGGAGACUGUGGCUGCUCAUCCUGCCUGCUUCAUUCCGAAAGUUUCCUUCUUCCCCAAAAUUACAGACGCCAUAUUUAAGAAAGCUAUGGAACUGUAUAAGGAACAAAUUAAAGAUUCAGUGGUAAGGUGCCCCACCUUUUCUCUUGCGGUUGAAUCACUACGAGCAUCUCCAGCAUCUGAAGGGGCAGAUAAACCUGGAGCAGUAGAAGGCUGUACCCAAACUGGAGGAACUUCUCCUUGUAAGAAUGGAGGAUGCAACGACUCAAGCUGUCCACAGAACCAACCUUCAAGUGAUUCUGUGGAAAUUGACCGUUCUGUUGAUUUCUGUUGCAAUGCUUCUUCUGGGGUCAAAGACUCAAGAAAUGUCACUGCAGAGUACACUGCUAGUGAAAAUGAGAGUUUCCCUAGCAGUUCAGCGCAAGAGAAAAACCAAGAGCAAGUUUUUGAGGCUUUGAGGCCAGAGUCAGAAAGAACCCAAGAGUCAAUUUUUGAGGCUUUGGGGCCAGAGUCAAUUGGGUGUAGCGUAAAUUUGAGUCGGAUACAUCAUUCUCCCGAAAAUACACAUUGAAACAUUCCUAAUCUAAAGUUCGAGAUAUCUCUUUCUUGAAAUAGCAUCAAUGUUUCAUAUUUCGCUUGGUCAUUCA